AUGACAUCUUUUCCAGAUGAACAUUUUGACUUAAUAUAUGAUAAUAUCAUGGAUGAUGUACAUAAAAGAAAUGAGGAUGAAGGUGUUAGUGUUGGAUUUUCAAUAUCACCAUUUGAUGAUGAACAUGCAAAUCCAUUUGCUGAUGUAGUUUCUUUUGGAAAAAAUCCACCAAAAAAUUUGGAAAAUAUAGAAAAAUUAGUGGUAUCUGCAUAUGGUGAUGAUAAAUCUAAUCAAGAUGAAUCAACUAAGUCAUGGUCUACUCCAAAUAAGCUUCAGCUUAAUGUAUCAUCUUUUCGUAGUUAUAAUAGUGGAAGGAGUCCUAUAUCAUGUUUACAGAACGUGGAAUUAGAUUAUGAUCCGUUAGGACAUUUUGAUGAUAGUUCUACGAAUUUAGAUAUUUCUAAUGAUGCUACUCAUACAUCUUUCACUUUGGGUACUUUAAAUAAAAUGUCACCUUUAGCUAGCAAAUUAAGAAGCAUUGACUUAGAUGAUAAAGAAGGUGAAAGAUCAUCUGAAUUAUCCAAAAAUAAUACGUCUAAUACUAUAGAAACAUCGUUACAUAAUGUUUGUGAAAAAAGUAAUAAACCUACAUAUACCGUUUCAGUAGGCGAUCCUCAUAUUAUUGGUGAUAUUGCGUCUGCGCAUACUGUGUAUAAAGUAACUAGUUGUGUAAUAUCUAAUACAUCUAAGUCUAUUGAAUAUGUUGUACAUAGACGUUAUCGUGAUUUUCUUUGGCUUUAUAAUUCUCUUCAUUCAAAUAACCCUGGUGUUAUUGUUCCAUCUCCUCCUGAAAAACAAGCUGUUGGUCGGUUUCAGGAAAAUUUUAUUGAGUUUAGAAGGAAUGCUUUUGAACGGAUGCUUAGAAAAAUAGUUGCGCAUCCAAUUUUGCAGAAUGAUUCAUAUGUUAAGAUAUUUUUAGAAUCUGAUACAUUUACAGUAGAUAUUAAAGUUAAGGAGAAGGUCCCUGUGCACGAGAAUAAGGGAUUUAUUAGUUCUAUUGGUGAAGCUUUUACAAAAAGUACAUUUAGUGGGAAAUUUGUAGAACAAGAUAAUUGGUUUAAUAAACAAAAGCAAAUAUUUGAUUUAUUAGAUCUUCAGUUUAAAGGAAUGUCUAAGGCUAUUGAUGCAGUUGUUAAACAAAAAAAAGAUCUUGCACAAACAAUAGGCGAUCUGAGUCUUGCUUUGUUGAAUCUAUCUAAUGUAGAAUUGGAUAAGGCUUUAUCAUUCACUUUAGUAUCUUUUUCUGAUCUUCAAGUAAGAAUAAAAGAGUUUUAUGAACGUCAAGCUCAACAUGAUAUUUUGGUUCUUGGAUGUAUGGUUGAUGAAUAUAUUAGACUUAUUGGUAGUGCUAAACAUGCAUUUUUUCUAAGGCAAAAAGCAUAUUUAAGUUGGCAAGCCGCUGAAUCUAAUUUGUUUAAAUCUCGAUCAGAAAAAAUGAAAAAUCAAACAAAGCUUAAUCAAAACUAUUCGUAUGAGCAAUCUGCAGAAAUUUCACACGUUGAAAAGCGCUGCGAGCAAUUAAAGAACGAUUUUGAUGCUAUAAGUAAUAUUUUAAAAGAAGAAAUUGAGAGAUUUGAAAUUCAAAAAAUAGAUGAUUUCCGCGGAAGUGUAGAAACAUUUUUGGAAUCAGUAAUAGAAGCACAGAAAGAGCUUAUUGAAUUAUGGGAGGCGUAUUUAGUUGAGCUGGAAAAAAAAGGUAGCGUUUAA
Pneumocystis jirovecii RU7 is the source of this 1707-nucleotide messenger RNA. RefSeq names its product sorting nexin 1. Gene Ontology annotation, molecular function: phosphatidylinositol binding. The record is from RefSeq and is a predicted model, not a curated record. Bases 1 to 1707 code for a protein of 568 amino acids. Lineage: Eukaryota; Fungi; Ascomycota; Pneumocystomycetes; Pneumocystales; Pneumocystaceae. Gene Ontology annotation, biological process: retrograde transport, endosome to Golgi; protein retention in Golgi apparatus. Gene Ontology annotation, cellular component: endosome. The transcript has 8 exons.